Molecule: messenger RNA, 229 nt
Organism: Racocetra persica
Lineage: Eukaryota; Fungi; Glomeromycota; Glomeromycetes; Diversisporales; Gigasporaceae
Source: the annotation of a GenBank genome assembly
CCUUAAAGGGCAUUGGAUGACUAAUUUUCUUUCUAAAUUGGUUUAUUAUGAAACCGGUUCAAAAACCGAUGUGGGUUUACAUCUUUCUAUCUCUAUAAUACAAUUUUUCACUUCGACUCGUCAACCCGCAAAUCAGCCCAUUCGUUUGAAAGGAAUGAUUGUCCUUAUAUUCCUAGUCAAAAUAGAUUUCAAGAAAUUAAAAUCAGAAACCAUUGUAUUUAUCAUUUGA